Panonychus citri (citrus red mite) is the source of this 1277-nucleotide messenger RNA. RefSeq names its product dehydrogenase/reductase SDR family member 7-like. The transcript has 5 exons. NCBI's taxonomy places the organism in Eukaryota, Metazoa, Arthropoda, Arachnida, Trombidiformes, Tetranychidae. The record is from RefSeq and is a predicted model, not a curated record. Gene Ontology annotation, molecular function: oxidoreductase activity. Bases 202 to 1176 code for a protein of 324 amino acids.
UUCCCUCUCUCUCUCUCUCACUUUCUUUCUUUCUCUCUUUCUCUCCGAACGUCAUCAUUGAAUCAUCUCCAUCUUUAAUCCGAUUCUAAACGGAAACAGUAACAUGCUUACAAUUUAAUCUAACCGAAGUAAUUAGAAUAACAAUCUUGAUCAAUCUACAUUUAAAUCGUUUGAAAAGUGAAUUGAAACAAUUAAAUCAAUAUGAUUUUCCUUUUAAUUUCAAUCGGUCUGUUAAUUGCUGCUUUUUAUUGGCUCAAUCAAAAUGUUUUCAGUAAAAUGGAUUGUGACUUUUUCAUGGCUCUCGUUGAAAAAUAUGGCAAAAACCCAGGUGAUGCAUUGAAGGGUAAACGGGUUUGGAUCACCGGAGCGGCUUCGGGCAUUGGUGAAGCCUUGGCCUACGAAAUGGCGAGUCACAAAUGUAAAUUAGCUUUGUCUGAUUUGAACAAUCAAGGAUUGGAAAAAGUUAAACGUAAAAUUAUCAAUCAUCACGGGUUACAAGAAAAGGACAUCAUUCUGGUCCCAUUCAAUUUAACGGAAACAAUUAAACACGAAGAAGCUUAUAAAAAGAUAAUCGGUUACUUUAAACAAAUCGAUAUAUUUUUCUGUAAUGCUGGACGAAGUCAACGAGCUCGAUUUGAAGAGAUCGACAUUCAAGUUCAUCGGGACUUGUUUGAGAUAAACGUUUUCUCUGGGGUCAAUUUAUCUCGUCUACUGGUCAGUGGCUGGUUAACCGAGUCACAUCCUGGUCAUAUAGUGGUCACUUCAAGUAUCGCUGGUAAAUUUGGGUUACCAUUCUCAGCCUCUUAUACCGCAUCUAAAUAUGCUCUUCUUGGAUAUUAUGAUUGCCUAAGGAAUGAAGUGAAAUCUAAAGGGAUCAAAAUUACCGUUAUCUGCCCUGGACCUACUGCUUCCGCUAUUUUGACCAAGUCUUUCACUGGAAAACCUGGUGAAGUUUAUGGUAAAGAGUUUAGUGAGGUUGAUACUCGAAUCCCGUGCGACCGACAGGCCAAACUUUUCGCCAUCGCCACAGCAAAUGACGUGACGGAAGCUUGGACAUCAAGAUCGCCCUACUUGUGGCUUGUUUAUGGAGCUCAAUUUUUACCUUCAGCAUUUAGAUAUUUGUUUCCAAUUGUUUACAAUGAAGCAAAACUAUCAAAAAUCAGAGAUGGACAUUAGUGGACAUUACCAAAAGUUAUCCCUCAACUAUUUGAAUUGAUUUAAAAUUUUACAAUUGAUUCAUCAAAAUGAACACAAUAAAAACUUCAAGAUGAUUAAAA